Molecule: messenger RNA, 1050 nt
Organism: Penicillium verrucosum
Lineage: Eukaryota; Fungi; Ascomycota; Eurotiomycetes; Eurotiales; Aspergillaceae
Exons: 2
Coding region: 1-1050 (349 amino acids)
Source: RefSeq, a predicted model, not a curated record
AUGUCGGACCUGCAAAGCUUAAGUCCAUCCAUCGAAUCAGAUCUCUCCACCUUUGUCGACCGUCAAGUUUCCCUGAAUGACAUCUUACAGGGUUACCAGCCUUUGAACUCAGAAGACGACACACCCUUCUUUCUUCAGACUGUUUUCAAGUAUCUACCUGCAGACGGGCAGUUCAACCUGAUCGAAGACUUAUCCAGAUGUCAAAACGACCAGGAGCUUCGACAACAUGCCGAGAGCAUCGACACAGGUCUUCUCCGACCUAUGUUGUCCACCGGCGGUAAAACACCAGCAAUAACUCCCUCUCCUCGUCUCGAACUUGAGGAGUCUGUCGACCACUUGAACACAUUUGAUGUGGAACCUGUGACACGAGUUGACCAACGGCGACUCCGUCAGAACUGUUUAGCUCGUGAUGGUCAUCGAUGUGUCUUAACAAAAUGCUGGGAUAUCAACACUACCCCUCACCCCCCGGAGAACCUAAUGUCGGCAGUAUGGACUAACAUCUUCCGAUGCUUUCCAAGCUUACGUUACCGCCUUAACAUGAUGUUGGGGGAUGUUAACCGUGAAGACAACAUCCUGAUGAUGGUUUCUGUUUUCCAUGAAGACUUCGGAAAGUUCCAUUUUGUCCUUGAGCCAACGACAGUUCAAAACCGAUAUCGACUGAAGAAAUUCCCGACUCGCUCUCAGUUCGUGGUGUACCCAACAGAUGAGUUUAUCACACUUACAAGCAAUGAUCCCCGCUUCGGAGUUGCAAACCCGGAAUUUCUGGCACUCCAUGCUACCAUAGGUAACAUUCUCCACGCUAGUGGACGCGCCGAACUCAUUGAGAACCUCUUGCGAGAUCUUGAUGAUGCUGAUCCCAUUCUAGCGAAAGAUGGUAGCACAGAUGUCAGCAACCUGCUUUCUGUGAGUUGUCUACCGGUUUUAACUUCCCACCACAAUCGAAACCAUGGCGAAACCACCAAGGUCAAGCGAAGACCCGUCAAAGCUCAAAUCGAAGGAACGGAAAACCAAAAGCCGAGAUCGAAUGGCUUGGCCCAUUUGUCACAAUGA